CUUUCCUUUGUGGUAUCGUGGGAAACUCGUCUCCACAAGGUCGUGUUGGCAUCCUCUGUACGUCCUCUUUGAAAAUGUCAAUGUGCAUAUAUGGGCAAUAAUAUUUCUGACUCCUCUAUUCACUUAGUAAAAAGUGACUGUUUGAGGGGCGGAUUCGCGAUCUAUAAAAAUGAUAAUUAUGAGGUUUCAUUCCAUCAUACUGUUCAACCUUCAUAUAACAAGUUUCGCAUUAUCAAGUACCUUAAGACACAUACAACAACUAAUAGAAAUGAUGAUUCGCAAAGUGAUAUGAAAAUUAGUGCGUGUGCAAACUUGCUUGCGUGUGAUGAUUUACUCAGCUCGUCGAUACCUGUUAGGCUGCGUCAUCCGUCUAUUCUUCGUGUCCACAAGGCUUGUUCUGAUGCACUUAACAGUUUGUACUUGGUGGUUGAAAACUCAGUCCCAUUUAGUGCUUUCGUUACUAAUCCCACCAUGGAUGACCUACUAGCUGGGUCCUAUAGUCUUCUUUCUGCUCUCAAUUUCCUGCAUAAUACACUUGGAGUUUCGCACAAUAACGUGGAUACUACCAGUGUAUUUAUUGAUUCGAAUAUGUGUUGGAAGUUGUGCGGUUUUGAGCUCGCUCUGGAAUUUAAGAAUAUGUCUUCUGACCAUAUACGAAGAAUUGAAGCUUUAAAGGGACGACAAGACGCAAAAGCUUUAAAUUUUGAUCCGGCGUAUGCCUUCUGUUAUGAUAUAUAUUGUUUUAGCCGAAUGAUUUGUACGCUAACUGAUACAGGCGAAGGUCCUUUCUAUAAUCUCAUACAGGUUUUAAUUAACUCUUGCAUGCAUAGUUUACCCAAAGCGCGUAUACCUUCUGACCACCUACUAGCUCACCCAUCUUUCAAGAGCCCAUAUAUAUCCACAUUGGAUUUUCUAGACACAUAUGUGAGUCGUAGUGAUGAGGAGAAGGAAGUGUUCUUCAGAUCAUUUACAGAAAAAGUAUUUAACAGGAUAUCAGAAGAGUUAUUUUGUCGCAACAUUUUACCAAAAAUGUUCGAAAACACCAUCUUUCUUGAUUAUCCGGCUCAAACCGUACUUGCGCAGAUUUUCCACGCUUUUGAAGAAAACCUUCAAGAGUCACCCAAAUCCAAAUUGAUCAUAUCUCUUCGAAAUUUUCAGAAGUUUGUCAAUCCUUUAAUUGUUCAGAAAUUUAUGGUUAACGAGAGACAUACGCGUAUUUUGUUACUUCAGCACUUCACUGGCUAUUUAAAAAUAUUAACUGAUAGUGAUUUGUUAAAUGUGAUAUUACCACAAAUAUGUCGUGGUGUUUUCGAUAGUCAUAAUGCACUAUCAGUUUUAAGUUUGCAAGCGUUAGGAUGUCUUGCUAGUCGUCUAAAUGCUACUGUUGUUUUAAAUCAUUUACGUCGGAUCGAAGAAAGCCUAUGUAAAGCUGGCAGUUUAUCUAAUAAUUCUAGUCAUAUUACGAGCAGUGAUGGAAAUAAUAGAUUUAUUACUUAUGUAUGGCCUCGUAAUAAUCUGUUUUAUGAAGCUGCACCAAAAAUUAAUCGAACUAAUCGGGAAAUUCCUUUAUGUGAGAAGAAACAAACCCAUGUUUCAAAUGAAUCCACUCGACCAUUAGCUCAAUUGGCCGUUUUUUCUCCAAAUUAUGAUCCAUCUAUGAAUUCCUGUUUAUUAAGCUAUACGGAUGACCUUUCCACUGAUUCUCGUCCAUCGAAUAGUGAUGUACUUAAACUGUCAAGUACUAUAACGGGAGCCAGUACCAUUAAUUAUACUCUGACUACUGCUACUACUACUACUACUACUGCCACUAAUAAUAAUGUUGAUAAUGAUAAUAAUUGUCGUCAAUUGGAUGAAGUCGAAAAAUUUCAGUGCAAUACUGAAAAUACGUUUGAUGAAAAUACUAAAUUUUCUAGUUUAGUUGAUAAACCCGUGGUACAUUAUUCAUCAUCAUCGUCAAGGGAAUUGGUUAUUAACGGAAAAUCAUUAGUAUAUUCUGAAAGCAAUUCUAAUUGUUUGAAUAACCCUGUAGAAAUUUUUAAUGAUGAACGUGAAAUCGAUGCACUCCUUACAUUGAUGGAACCUAAAAUUGUACAGAAACCUAUUCCAUAUUCUCCUCUCAGGUAUACAGUUAUUUCUGAUGAAAUGGAAAUAAACCGAUUGAGCGGACUAUCAUUAGAACCGUCAGCUGAUGCGGAUACUGAAACCAAUGGAUGGGAAGAUGCAUGGAAUACAGAUACAUGAACAGAUCAAGCAUUCUGUGACGAUUAUGAAAUUGUUUAUUACAUUUUCUUUUAAUUGUUCAUUUCUCUCCUUUUCUUUUUACCAUUAAAGGUAUGGUUUAUUUUGUGAGUGGUAUGUUUGUUGUUAUCAUUUUUUCUUUCUUUCUUUCUUUUAUAUUUAUUCUCAUUUGGUUUUAUGACUAUUUCUGUAAUAUUUUUGUUAAGAUAAUAAACUAGAUUUUGAAUCAUUUGAGAAUAUUUACAUGUUUGUAUUUAUUUUGAUUUUCGAGCCAUUGUAAUUUUAUCUGUCAGGUAAUCAUCAGUUUUUCUUUUUAAAAAAAAAUCUUGUACAAAAGGUUAAUAAAAAUCACUAUUCUUUUAGUUCAUGUUGUUUGUCUUUUUUUCUUUCAUUAUUUAUACACAUUGUUAGUUUAAUAUAGAAAUGAUUAGAUUGGUUUAGUUU
This is a messenger RNA of Schistosoma margrebowiei, 2682 nucleotides long. NCBI's taxonomy places the organism in Eukaryota, Metazoa, Platyhelminthes, Trematoda, Strigeidida, Schistosomatidae. The record is from the annotation of a GenBank genome assembly.